Molecule: messenger RNA, 8579 nt
Organism: Octopus sinensis (East Asian common octopus)
Lineage: Eukaryota; Metazoa; Mollusca; Cephalopoda; Octopoda; Octopodidae
Product: neurogenic locus notch homolog protein 1-like
Exons: 33
Coding region: 979-8328 (2449 amino acids)
Biological process (GO): multicellular organism development; cell differentiation; regulation of developmental process
Cellular component (GO): membrane
Molecular function (GO): Notch binding; calcium ion binding
Source: RefSeq, a predicted model, not a curated record
GGGCUGGAGUGUGAGCAGUGACAAAUGUUUUUUUUUCUUUUUCAAAAACUUUGAUACUCUCUCCUUGACAAAAGCAUGGAGCUUGGGCCGUUUUGAAAGCACUUUCCUCUAAACAGCUUUAAUAAUUUAAUAAUACCAGCAACAAGCCCGGGGAGUAAAAUAUACCAAAGAAAAACAAAUAAGGGCCCUAAAAAUUAUUCUUAUGAUUUUUCAGCAAUUUCAAAAACAAGAAAGAAAAGGGAUGAAUAUUAUGCAGUCUCAUUUCCCUCGACUUCAAAAUUGCGGCUUUGUGCCCUAAAUGAAAAAAAAAAAAAAAAUAAUAAUCAUACCCCUACACCCUAUCAGUAAUAAGGGCUUCUACUGUCAGCCCCCCCACAACACUUUUGUUUGUAAAUGUCCCGUCUCUUUUAUUACUUCCCCCCGACCCUCGAAUAAUUGAUCGAAAAAAGCUUCUAAACUCGCUGGAACGAAGUUUGACGGCUCACCCCUUUUCGUAACAACGUACCCCUCAUCGUCUUUCAAAAUUCACUCCUUGCUCCCACUACCAGCAUCUUCUCAUUAUCGUACCCUCGUUUUAAGGAAUACAUUACUCGCUUGUAUAUAGCACCACCGCCGCGUAAAUUCACAAAAUUUUCUACAAUUUUCUGCAAUAAUAAUUAUUAUAUUGUUUAAUAUACAUCUGAUUUGUUUUUUACAAACCGCGGAAUAUCACAGUUCGGAUACCUAUACACACACGCGCACCACACACUAAUAUAUAUACAUACAAACACGCAGGGUGGAUUAUCUAUCUCUUUCUUUCUAUCACGAUCUUCUCUGUCUUAAAAUAUCAUCUAUAUAAAUGUAUGUAUAGUUAUUUACAUGUAUAUAUCUAUACUCCUCUCUGCAUACCGCCAGGAAAGCUUUUCUUAAACCUUAUGUAGAUCCAAAAUAUAAUAUAUAUAUUUUAAUAUAUACACGCGCCAUACACUUUGGAGUAUUAUGCGUCUGAUUGGACGGAACUGUGUACAUUUGGUGAUUUUAUGGACUUUUCUUUUGCUACAUACCCUUGUCCAAGCAUUUCCGUCAUGUGACCCAAACCCUUGCCAGAAUGGUGCGAAAUGUCACUCUCCGCACAACCAUAAUGGAGAAAGUUAUUGCCAGUGUAGCACAGACUACCGGGGUGAGUACUGUCAGCAUUUGAACCCAUGUCGGCCCAGUGCUGAGCAUUGUAUGAACAAUGGGACAUGCGAGAUUUUCCAGAAUGUGCGUGAGGUGAAACCACGAUGUACCUGCCAACUCGGGUUCCAUGGCAGCAUGUGUGAGCAGCGAGAUAAAAGCAGUGUUUGUUACAACAACCCUUGUAGAAAUGGUGGAACUUGUGUCAAUGUCAACACACUCAAAGAAUAUAAAUGUAUCUGCCGACCAAGAUUCUUGGGUAACAACUGUGAAUAUCAAGACUAUUGCUCUUCACAGCCCUGCCACAAUAAUGCCACCUGUGUAUCUAAGAAGAAUACAUUCCAAUGUUAUUGUUCUUCCGGUUAUAUUGGUACAACCUGCUCCGAAGACAUCAAUGAAUGCAAUUCAAGGUUAUGUCAUAAUGGAGGGACCUGCCACAACUCCUUAGGAAGCUACUUCUGUCAAUGUCCCCAAAAAUACACAGGGAGACACUGUGAAACGCAGUAUAUUCCUUGUCAACCAAGUCCCUGUCUAAAUGGUGGUACUUGUAGCCGCACCAAUAAGUUCCAGUUCAUGUGUUUAUGUCCUAAAGGUUUCCGAGGCAGCAGAUGUGAAAUCAACAUUGAUGACUGUCAGAACAACAAGUGUGCCAAUGGCUCCACAUGUGUCGAUGGCACCAACAGCUACACUUGCCUCUGUCCACCAACAUUUAAAGGUAAAUACUGCAAAGAUGACAUAGACGAAUGUCUCACACAACCAGGUCUGUGCAAGAACGGCGCCACAUGCAACAACGAACACGGUAGUUUCUUGUGCAUUUGUGUCAACGGAUGGACUGGCAAGGUUUGCAGUGAAAACAUUGAUGACUGUGAGAGUCAGCCUUGUUACAAUGGUGGAACCUGUCACGAUCGGGUUGGCUACUAUCACUGUGAAUGCCCUCCUUCGAAAACUGGUCUCCGCUGUCACCUUGAGGAUGCUUGUGCCAGCAGCCCUUGCCAUGCUGAUGCCCUCUGUUCAACAUCUCCCAUAGAUGGCAACCCUCUCUGUUCCUGUCCCAAAGGAUGGCAGGGGAAAGACUGUUCUGAAGAUAUUGACGAAUGUGAAAAAAAUCAUGACUCUCCAUGUGAACAUGGCGGUACCUGUGUCAAUAUACCUGGACGCUUCCGCUGCGACUGCAUGCCAGGUUUAACUGGGGACCGAUGUGAACAGGACAUCAAUGAAUGUGAACCCCAUCCAUGUCAGAAUGAUGGAACCUGUCUCGAUGAUCGAGGAGGAUUUCGGUGUGCUUGUAUGCCAGGGUUUGAAGGGGUCACAUGUGGAGAAGACAUCAAUGAAUGUAAAUCAAAUCCAUGCCAGAAUGGUGCUCGUUGUGAAGAUGGAAAGAAUAACUUUCAAUGCCACUGUCUCUCUGGUUUCACUGGUAAGAGGUGUGAAGUAAAUAUUGAUGAAUGCAUCAGCAACCCUUGUACAAACGGCAGGUGUUAUGACGAAGCAAAUUCAUACCGGUGUGAAUGCAACAAAGGUUACACUGGUAUCAACUGUGAAAGGAAUGUCAAUGACUGUGAGGGUGUUGUCUGUAGGAACGGAACCUGCAGAGAUGAUAUUCAUAACUACACCUGUGUAUGCCAUGCUGGUUACACUGGCCGGCAUUGUGAAACAGAGAUCAAUGAAUGUGACAGCCAGCCUUGCAAACAUGGUGGAACAUGCCGCAAUGUUGGUAAUGGUUACGAGUGUCGCUGCCAGAGUGGUACUUCAGGCCGAUCCUGUGAGAAUAACUAUAAUGAUUGUGCCAGCAACCCAUGUCACAACAGAGCCACAUGUGUCGAUGGUGUCAACAAAUAUGAAUGCCGUUGUCUUGCUGGUUUCACAGGAAGGGAAUGUGAGAGCGAUAUUGAUGAAUGUGCAUCAAAUCCUUGCUUCAAUGGAGGUGAAUGCAGCGACAUGGAAAAUGAAUACCGUUGCAAAUGUCCACUGGGUUACUAUGGCCCCAGGUGCCAGUCUGACAUCAAUGAAUGUGCCAGCAACCCCUGUUUCAAUGGAGGGUCUUGUAUCAAUGGAGUGAGCAGAUACUAUUGUAAGUGUCGUCCUGGUUACACUGGUGAAAAUUGUCAGUCUGAUCUUCAAGAAUGUGCGUCAAACCCUUGUCAGCAUGGUGGCACCUGUAACGAUAAACGCAACUACUAUGACUGCACCUGUCGACCAGGUUAUACAGGCAAAAAUUGUGAUCUGGAUAUAAACGAAUGUAGCAGUAAUCCAUGUAUCCAUGGGAAAUGUUCCAAUGAAAUGGAUCACUACAAAUGCUAUUGUGACGAAUCGUACACUGGCAGAAACUGUGAGAUCAAAAUGGAGCCUUGCAAGUCAAAUCCUUGUGUUCAUGGCAGUUGUGAAGCAACUAACGGUUAUACAGACUACCAGUGUCUGUGUCCACCUGGAUAUUACGGUCGAAACUGUGAUCAGGACCGAAAUGAAUGCACCUCCUCUCAACCCUGCAAAAAUAGUGCAGUUUGCCAAAAUACUAAAGGCUCUUAUAUAUGUCAGUGCCGACCUGGCUAUAUUGGCAAGAACUGUGAGACUAAUUACGAUGAGUGCUUAUCAUCUCCCUGUCAAAAUGGUGGCACCUGCAUUGAUGGUGUGAAUAAGUUCAGCUGCCACUGCGCAAAAGGUUUUGGUGGUCGCCUCUGUGAAAAGGACAUUGAUGAGUGCAGCUCGAAUCCAUGUCUGAAUGGUUCUACUUGCAGAGAUUACGUCGAUUCUUACACCUGCUCUUGUCGACCAGGAUUCAGUGGUCGCCACUGCAACAAAAACAACUAUGACUGCACACAGAGCUCUUGUCUGAACGGUGGAACCUGCAUAGAUGGGGUCAACACAUAUAGAUGUAAGUGCCUUGCAAAUUACACAGGCUCCAACUGCCAAACACUGAUCAGAGCCUGUGACUCCAGCCCCUGUCAGAGUGGUGGAACCUGUCAGAAUCGAAACAACUCCUACAUAUGUAUAUGUCCAUAUGGCAUGAAGGGCCCACGUUGCUCCAAGUUUAUUGACUGGUGUAAGCAAGCGUCAUGUCACAAUGGUGCCACAUGUAUACAGAAGGCUAAUGAAUUCCGGUGCGAAUGUCAGGACGGCUGGACAGGCAAAACUUGUGAUGUCCCCCUCACAACAUGUGAAGUUGCUGCGAAAAGGAAAGGUGUUUCCACAGACAAGCUGUGUGCUAACAAAGGCCGCUGCAUCAACACAAACAAUGGUCACAUAUGCCAGUGCCCUCCAGGAUUUGAAGGAAGCUACUGUAUGACCGACAUUGAUGAAUGUGCAUCUGCUCCCUGCCAGAAUGGUGGAUCAUGCAUCAACAUGGUAAACCAGUACAACUGUAACUGUGCUCGCGGAUUCCAAGGAAAAGACUGUGAGCUGAAUGUCAACGACUGUGCAAAGAACCCAUGCCAGCAUGGUGGGACGUGUCAUGAUUUGGUUGAUGAUUUUAUCUGUUCAUGCCCUCCAGGUACCAAUGGUAGACUCUGUGAAAUUGACCUGAUUGACUGCUAUGAGAAAACAUGUCACAAUGGUGGGACAUGCCAGGAAAAGGUCAAUGGAUUCUCCUGCAUUUGUCCACGGGGUUUCGUUGGAAAGUUAUGUGAGGGUGAUGUCAAUGAAUGUCUUGAGAGACCUUGCGAUCCAGUCGGCACAAAGGACUGCAUCCAGUUGGUCAAUAAUUUUCAAUGUAAAUGCAAGGAAGGUUUCACAGGCACAACUUGUUCAACAAAUGUGCCUUGUAAGAACUGUGUAACCAAUCCCCAAUGUUAUCCUAACCAGUGCCUGAAUGGGGGCAUAUGUAUUAAAGGGAUCUGCAACUGUGAACAGGGUUAUUCUGGAACAUUCUGUGAAACCCCCAACUGUGACAAGAUGACCUGUCAAAAUGGAGGCACUUGCAUCCUGGACAGUCGUAAGUACUUGAAAUGCCUUUGUGUACCUGGUACUUCAGGCAAAUACUGCCAGUUCAACAACACCGGAAAGAGCUUCAAUGAUACCCUUGAUCAGCUGAAUAAACUGUGCAGAGACCGCAAGUGUGAGGAGAAAGCUAACAACAGGCGUUGUGAUGCUGAAUGCAAUUCCCAUGCUUGUAAGUAUGACAACAUGGAAUGUUCCAAAGGAACCUUCCCUUUCAAGAACUGUAAGAAGCAGUCGAACGGCCGGUUCUGUUGGGACGUUUUCCAAGACAACAAAUGUGACCCUGAAUGUAACAAUGAAGAUUGUCUGUGGGAUGGAUUUGACUGCAAAGACAAACAAGCUGCUUGCAACCCUGUCUAUAAAGCAUACUGCUCAGAAAACUAUGGAAAUGGCAUGUGCGAUAAAGGCUGUGAUAAUGAAGAAUGUCUUUGGGAUGGUCUGGACUGCGAUAAGAACAAAGAAAGUUUAGCUGUCGGAACGUUGGUACUCAUCGUUCUUGUGCCUCCAGAGACAUUUCGGAAGAGUGCCACCCAAUUCAUCUGGCAACUUGGUGCACUCUUACAAACUGUGGUCCGACUCAAGCGUGGCGAGGAUGGGAAUUAUAUGAUUUAUCCAUGGUACCAAGAUGAGGAGGCAGAUAACAAGGUGAACUUAGUGAAACGUUACAUUACUCAACUGCUACGCACAGAACAUCGGCUUUCACGUAGGGCUGCAGUUGUUAGAGGGACAAAAGUGUUUGUUGAAAUUGACAAUCGGAAAUGUCAGGGCAGCACGUGUUUCCAGAACACAAGCAGGGCAGCUGAAUUCAUAGCAGAAAAAAUGCGGCACGGUUGGAAGGCUGAUUUUGAUAUUCACAAGAUUGACACUGAAGAAAGCACUCAAGAACCCAACGCACCCUUCAAACUUGUCUACAUUGUGGUUUCUUGUGUCUGUGUGUUGGCCAUCAUCAUCCUGCUGGUGGUUGUCAUGUCUCGCAAGCGUACCCGAGGUGUCACCUGGUUCCCAGAAGGAUUCUUUGAAAGUAUACGAUCUGGCAAGGACACAUCGAAACACAUCCCACGCCGUAAGCCCGAUGGGGAAGAGAUGAAGAAUCUCCCAAGAACUUGUAAUUUACCUCAGUUUGAUCCAGCUCUUAUGAAACUUGAUGCCAACGACAACAGAUCAACUCCACAAAGUACUGACCAGUGGGACAUAGAUGAUAACGACCACCAUCAAUGUAAAAGAAUCAAGUUGGAUGAAAUUGGUGAAUCAAAUGAUGACAAUUUGGAAUUUGACCAGACAGACACACGGCAGUGGACUCAGCGGCAUUUUGAUGCUGCUAACUUGCCUAGUUCAAUUCUUGCCCUGACACCUCCACGGGGAGAUGAUCAGCAUGUCUCUAAUGAAGUUGAUGUCAGAGGACCUGAUGGCUUUACGCCACUCAUGUUGGCAUCGUUCCGAGGCCAAGGACUGGACACCGAUGGAGAUGAUGAAAUAUCUGGUGAAGGCGAGUCUGAAGAUAAAUCAGCUGGUAUCAUAACAAAUCUUCUCAUGCAAGGAGCUGCCAUUAAUGCCCGCACUGACCGUACAGGUGAAUCAUCUUUGCAUUUGGCUGCUCGUUAUGCCAGAGCUGAUGCAGCUAAAAUCUUGUUGGAAGCUGGAGCUGAUCCCAACGCCCAAGAUUGUACAGGAAGGACUCCGCUCCAUACUUCGGUAUCUGCUGAUGCACAGGGUGUCUUCCAGAUUUUAUUAAGAAACCGUUCUACAAAUUUGAAUGCCCGCAUGAACUGUGGUACAACCCCUAUGAUUCUGGCUACAAGACUGGCCAUUGAGAGAAUGGUGGAAGACCUCAUUAAUGCCGACGCCGAUAUAAAUGCUGCUGAUGAUUCAGGAAAAACUAGUCUCCAUUGGGCUGCUUCAGUAAACAACGUGGCUGCAGCAAAGGUUCUGCUCCAUCAUGGCGCUAACAGAGAUGCACAGGAUAACAAGGAUGAAACUCCACUGUUCCUCGCUGCCCGAGAAGGAGGCUACGAAACUGCCAAAGUACUCUUGGAAUACCAUGCCAACCGAGAUAUUACAGAUCACAUGGAUAGACUACCAAAGGACAUGGCUGCCGAGAAGUUGCACCACGACAUAGUUACUUUGCUCGAAGAGUACAUGUUGAAUACUUCGCCGACGAUGCAAGUAUCAAACAACAUUGCCCCUUCCCCACCAUCGAUGAACUUUGUGCAAUCAUCGAAACAGAAACAGCGUCCACGUAAAUCAACCAAGAACAAUCCUCAGUGCAAAGAUGUCCAGUCUACAAAGCCAAACAGUGUAGCAGCACAAAAACCUCGCUCCCGCAAGAAGAAAACGCCUGAAGCAACAACCAUGAACGGCGGCACAAACACCGAGAUGUUGGUUACGACUAAAUCGCCACCGAAUAUGCACUCUUCCCCUGGUGGGGUUGUUGAUGUAAUGUCUCAGUUUGACCAGGGUGCUUGUCAAGGUCAGUUGGUGAUGACCGCCAAUAUGGACACAGAGCGGGAUCCUGUUUAUCUAGAAAGAGCAGUUAUGCGUGCACAUUAUGCCAAACCUAACCACAGUUACGACAUGUCACCCAACUGGUUCAAAUCUGCGCAGGUGACUAAGCAGGGACCACCGCCACUGCCACCACAACAGCAGCAGCAGCAACAACAGCAACAACCUCCACCACCACCACAGCUACAACCACCACAGAAAGUGCCUCCACAACAAAUGCCCCCUCACCUGGUGCAGGUAGUCCCUCAGCAAACAGGCCCUGCACCAAUUGCAUGCAAUGUGCCAUCACCUGUAAAACCGAAGAACCUGCCAACAUCACCGACACACCUGCAGGCGAUGCAACAACAUGCACAAAUGAACAGGGCAGCACAGCACGAGAGUUGCACAUUUGGUGGUGGCGGAGGAAAUGGUGGAGACAGCAUUGGUUUGCUCUAUCACUCGGAUUCACCCCAUUGUCAAAAAGUGGCCGCCCCACAUCCAAUCGCCCCUGAACAGUACCCCACCCCUCCUUCACAGCACAGUCACGUCAGCAUGGAAGCCCCCAUGCAGCACACACAGUCAGUCCCACCAGACCACUACCUAACGCCGUCGCCUGAAUCUCCUGGUCAGUGGUCAAGUUCAUCUCCUCACUCACCCCUAUCAUCUAACUCUGACUGGUCAGACGCCAGUCCAAUUCAGACCAUCAGUCAUCAUACACACAACCGAAACACGAAACGCUUAACUGAUGCUAUUUACAUAUAAACAAUAUUAGUGGGGAGCAGUAACAAGCAGUUGCUACAAUUCUACUACUACUACUGCUAUUACUACUACUUCUACUAUAAGAGUGUGAGCAGGUGUAGUAAUAUUCUAAACUGUUGUUAUUAUUAUUACUACUACUACUAUUAUGACAACAAAACUACUACUACUAAAACAGAUGUUGACUUCACACUUGCCUUUAUGUAGAAGAAACAUUACCGUAACUGUAUGAUCAUCAUCAGCAGCAACAACUACAA